This is a messenger RNA of Stegodyphus dumicola, 1274 nucleotides long. RefSeq names its product GATOR complex protein Iml1 (gene Iml1). Gene Ontology annotation, molecular function: GTPase activator activity. Gene Ontology annotation, cellular component: GATOR1 complex; lysosomal membrane. Gene Ontology annotation, biological process: intracellular signal transduction; positive regulation of autophagy; cellular response to amino acid starvation. The record is from RefSeq and is a predicted model, not a curated record. Lineage: Eukaryota; Metazoa; Arthropoda; Arachnida; Araneae; Eresidae.
AUGUCAAGUUUUUGAGAUGUACAUACAGGGUGAAAGAGUUGCUUCUGGAAUCGUUACAGAUGAUACUAAAGUUGUUUUUCGAUCUGCUAGUAGUAUGGUGUACCUGUUUAUUCAAAUGAGUUGUGAAAUGUGGGAUUUUGACAUCAAUGGAGACCUAUAUUUUGAAAAGGCCAUUGAUGGUUUUUUACCUGAUCUAUUUUCUAAGUGGAAGAAAUUGAACUGCAACCAUGAUGUUACAAUAGUUUUGUUUUCAAGAACAUUUUAUGAAGCUCAGAGCAUAGAUGAAUUCCCUCAGUACAUGCGUGAAUGCUUGCAACAAGAUUAUAAAGGAAGAUUUUUUGAAGAUUUUUACAGAGUAGCAGUUCAAAAUGAGAGAUAUGAUGAUUGGAGCUCAACAAUUAUUUUGUUGAAAAAAUUGUUUAAUCAGUAUCAAGAUACUGUCCUGAAGUAUCAUGAAAAAGCAGGUUCAGAAGUUCCAAAAGCUGUUAACUCCACAUCUUCCCAAGGCAAUUUUUUAGAAGUUCUGAAUAUGUCUCUUAACGUUUUUGAAAAACAUUACAUGGAUCGAAGUUUUGAUAGAACUGGUCAGUUGUCUGUUGUGAUUACACCUGGUGUUGGAUUCUUUGAAGUGGACAGAGAAUUGACCGUGAUUACCAAACAGAGAAUAAUUGACAAUGGAAUUGGAAGUGAUCUGGUGUGUUUAGGUGAACAGCCAUUACAUGCAGUGCCAUUGUUUAAAUUUUACAACAAACAAUUACCAAGAAAUGCACCAUCUGUGGCUGAUGAUUACAAUAUGCCUCACUGGAUUAAUUUAAGUUUUUAUUCCACUCGAAACCCAAAUAUAUAUAAUGAUUUUGUUCCAAGAAUAAAGCUUCCAACUUUGCUUCCUGAAGAAGUAAAAGAAAAAGAGAGGGGGUUUUCUCAUUCAAAACGCUCUCGACAUGCAAGCCAGCCAGAUCCAUCGUUUCCAGUUCUGUUUGAUUAUGAUGAGUAUGAUCGCCAAGUUUUUAAAGUUCCAUCCCAUUCAUAUUCUAUGAGGCAAACUUUAAGUUUACAAAGACCUAGAAAGAGGAAAGAGACUCCACCGUAUCCAUCUGGACUUUCUACGUUCUAUCCACAUCGAAGUACAGAAGAAAUAAGUCGUUUAACUGCUUCUGAACCUGCUCCAAUGCAUUUUUCAUAUUCCCAUUCUCAUGCAUGUUCUGCUGCUAUUGCUAUACCGCAAUGUGGGUUGAAUUCUAACACCAUAGCUUCAUCUUAUCAAAGCUCUGCUG